CUUAUUAAAUAGACAGUCAUGGCCCUUCGUAAAGUGAAGGGAGCAGUGGAGAGAGUGUUCGACAAGAACCUGAAUGACCUCGUCAGGGGCAUCAGGGCACACAAGGACGACGAGGCGAAGUUCAUCGCAACCUGCAUUGAUGAGAUCAAGCUGGAACUGAGACAGGAGUCUAUGGAUGUGAAAGCCAAUGCAGUCAUCAAACUAGUCUAUCUACAAAUGCUGGGCUACGACAUCAGUUGGGCCUGUUUCAAUAUGGUAGAGGUCACGAGCAGUCCAAAGUUCACCUUCAAGAGAACGGGAUAUCUGGCUGCCUCUCAGGCGUUCCGUGAAGACACUGACGUCAUAAUGCUCAUGACUAAUCUCAUCAAAAAGGACUUGGUUGUGAGCAAUCAGAUGUACGAUGCCGCUAACAGUCUGACAGGGCUGAGUUGUUUCAUGACUCCCGAGUUGGCCCAGGACCUAACCAAUGACAUCCUCACACUGCUGAGCUCAUCCAAGCCUUAUAUUAGGAAGAAGGCUGUCCUCAUCACCUACAAAGUGUUCCUCAAGUAUCCAGAAGCGCUCAAACUUGCUUACCCGAAGUUGAAAGAGAGAUUGGAUGACUCAGAUGCUGGUGUGCAAUGUGCGGCAGUGAAUGUGAUAUGUGAGCUGGCGAGGAAGAAUCCGAAGAACUACCUGGCUCUGGCGCCUAUUUUUUUCCGAAUCAUGACCACCUCCACCAACAACUGGAUGCUCAUCAAGAUCAUUAAGCUGUUUGGAGCUCUGACCCCUCUUGAACCCCGACUGGGACGCAAACUAGUGGAACCACUGACGAACCUGAUACACAGUACUUCGGCCAUGUCAUUACUGUACGAGUGCAUCAACACUGUCGUGGCAGUGCUCAUCUCCAUUUCUUCAGGAUUGCCGCAACACAACUCCUCCAUACAGGGAUCCAAUGGAAAAUAUGAGAAGCUCUGUGUGGAGAAACUGAAGAUUCUGAUUGAAGACAAUGAUCAAAACUUAAAGUACUUGGGUUUGCUGGCUAUGGGAAACAUUCUGAAGACGCACCCGAAGAGCAUCCAGCCUCUGAAGGACCUGGUACUGUCGUGCCUGGACGACAAGGACGAAUCAAUCCGGUUCAGAGCUCUGGAUCUUCUCUAUGGAAUGAUUAACAAGAAGAAUCUGAUGGAGAUUGUGAAGAAGUUAAUGUCGCACAUUGAGAAGGCGGAGGGUACUCAGUACAGGGAUGAGCUGCUGAGCAAGGUCAUCGAAGUGUGUUCACAUGAGAACUACAAAAACAUCACCAACUUCGAGUGGUACAUUAGCAUCCUGGUGGAGCUGACGAAGAUGGAGGGUACUAGACAUGGGAGGCUGAUCUCUGCCCAGAUGCUGGAUGUGGCUGUCAGGGUCAGGUCCAUCAGACAGUAUGCUGUCACUCAAAUGGCGCUAUUGGUGGAAAACAACAACCUUCUGAGUGGUGCAAUCAGACGCAAUGGUAUAUCGGAGGUGCUCUAUGCUGCCGGGUGGAUAGCGGGGGAGUUCAACAUCUUCCUCUCGGACCCCAAGACCACGCUGAUGGCCAUGUUAAGAGAGAGGGUGGUGGAACUGCCUGCCAACGUACAGGCAGUGUAUGUCCAGAAUGCUCUCAAGCUGUACUCAAAGCAGAUGAGAGAUAUGCGCGGCAAGAUAGGAGGCAGUGAGAAUGAGGAGCAAGAGGAAGAAGCUGAUGCGACUGAGUCUGCCGGGAGAUCAGCAGAGGUCAAGCAGGAGAUGAAAGAGUUGACGAAGAGUGUGUUGGAGAAGCUGCCACAGUUCGCCAACAGUCCCCAUAUGGAGGUCCAGGAAAGGGCGUGCGUGGCGCUGCAGAUCCUUCGCUAUAUUGAGAGGUAUAUUGACAAAGACGAUGAGAUAGUAGAAGACUUCCGACUCCUGUUCGCAGAGGAUCUCAACCCAGUAGCCCCCAAGGCACAGCGAAAGGUUCCUGUUCCUCCGGGGCUUGACCUGGACGAGUGGAUAAAUGCACCUCCCUCAAGCAGCGAGGAUGAUGAUGUGCCGGGAGCUGCCAAUACAUUCGUGGAUGACAGACACUACGGCAGUUCAUUGGGCAAUAAGGCAGUGUCCAGUGACCCAACAGUGAGCAUCUUCGCCAAACCCAGAGAAGUGUCGGAGCAAGAAUUGGCCAGGGUGCGCGAGGAGCGAGAGAAGUAUGUUUCGAACAACAUGUACUACUUGAAGAGUUCAAAUGCCAGCAGCAAGAACAGUUCUCCUCCAGGGAAAAAGCCGCACUCAAGUAAACAACAGCAGGAAGCUUCUUCGGUGCCAUCCGAAAUAGACUUGAAGCUGGAGAUACCAGGAUUUUCGCUGACGGAAGCAGAGAAGAAGGCGAUGAAGAAGAACAAAAAGCGCAUGAAGGGCAAGAAGAGUCGUUCGGGUGCGGGGGGAGACGAAGGCGGCGUGGAUUCAGAGGGGGGACUGUACGACAGUGACGGGGCUGGAGGAGGACCAGUGGUGGAUAUUGUGGCUGAGGACAUGCCUGAGGGGGCGUUGCCAAGCGACGAGGAAGACAAAGGAAGACAUGCCAAUGAUCCGCACAGAUUGCUCGACUUUGAACUUGAAAGCUUAACUCCUUUCGACGACAAGACGGACAAGAACAAGAAGAAAAAGAAACAAGAUGAGAAAGUGGAGGAGACUGUGAGUGCAAGUGGAGAGAACAAGAAGAAAAAGUCAGACAAGAAGUCCGAAAAGGAGAAGGAAAAAGACAAGGCGGAAACCUUGACUAGUAAAAAGAAGAAGACUAAAGAGGCGAAGCCAGUCAAAGAAGAACCACAAGAAGAGGAGAUCCAUGUUAUUUCAUCCAAGAAAAGCAGCAGCAAAUCCGGGAAAACUAAAGAAAAAACCGGAAAAGAGAAGAAAAGCAGUAAGAAGGGGACUGUAGUCGGCGAGGGAGAUGAGCCCCAUGUAGUGGAGGGUAAGAAGGAAAAGGGGUCUCCAGGUGCAGUGGGUGGGGACGAAAAAGGAGAGAAAAAGGAAAAGGGAAAGAAGAAGAAAUUGCUGAAGGAAAUUGCCAAUGAUGAGGCAUCCGCGCCUGGUACUGGAGGUAACGAACAGCAGCUGCUGAGUGUGAACCUCAUAGACGGAUUCUCGUCAACUGUCUCCUCUCACUCACUAGUGGAUGUGGCAGCUAACGGAGACCUCAAUAAGAGCCAGGCGGAAAAUCUUGAUUUCUGGCUCGACGGAGAUGAUCAGAGCGGCAAUAAAGGAGCUGCUGGAGUCAAAACUCCUUCAGCAGCGGACACUUCAGCAGGCAACCAAGCAGUCGCAGAGAGUGAUCUCUAUCUGGCACUAGAUGGGAUCCAACUGUCGCCUGUCACAAACCCCUCAGACAUGGCUCUGCCUCUGUUCACGCCUCUAGCUGCAGACAACAAACUCCACAUUGAUUACAAGUUGGAAGUUGAGGAAGUGAGUGGAGAUGUUUUGUGUGUGGAACUGAAAGUGGCCAACAUCUCCUCAUCUGAAGCAUCCACUGAGUUUAUUACUCUGAAGAGUAUAGAGUUGACCAUCUCGGACGGAGUGAGCAUUCAUAUGCGCCGAAUUGGUUCUUCAGCCCACGAAGCAGUGGUGUUGGCGAAGAAGCUGUUGCCUGGCGAAGAGAUCACCCGUAGACUGGAGUACACGUUCAAAGACAUCUACUGGCCACAGAAACUCAAGGGCACUGUUACUUACAUUGCAUCUUCCGGGGAAAGUUCGACGCAGGACAAGAUUGACUUCAAGCUGAAUGUCCCGGUGUCUGCCUAUCUCAUGCCACUGCCAAUGGACGGCAUCAGCUUCAAGAGUCUGCUAUCUUCUGGGGGGUUGCCCUUCAAAUGCAGUGUGAGUGUGCAGUCGGCCGAAGUGUUCACCAAGGCAUUAGCAGUACUCGCUCAUCACAUCCACUUCACAGUUGUGGAGCAAAUUGUUGAAAGCGCCUCUCUCUACUGCAAGUCUGCGUUUGGAGAUCACAUUUGUGUGUUGUUCAAGGCUAAUCCACAAGGGGGCUUCUCGUGUGACAUGAAAUGCAACCACGAGCAGCUGAUGAAGCAGGUGCAGACGGAGAUCGAACACCUGUUCCAGCCAGCAUUGUAGACUCAUCGCCCAGAGGCACACACUGAGCCGACAUUCCACUUAACCUUAAAUUAUACCACUACAAAAUACAAACUCAUAAUUACACACUGUUAAAAUGUAAAAUCAUCGGAUCAGACAAUAAUGUAGCUUCUGAUAAUAAUAGUAUAUAGUGACCUAUUUAUCUUAAAUCCUAGAAAUGCGCGAGAACCCAUGCGUUAUUUAUGGAGGCAAUUUCAAAACCAGAAAUAAGCUGCUUGAUGCAUGAUAAAUUCAUAUUUUUAUUGUUCCGACCACUAAAUGGAGAGAAGGGGGAAGUUCGCUUUAAUCAUGGAUAAGCCCGUGUUUUUUUUCUCCCGAUUUUGACUACCCCAAAGAAAGCUAGAAGAAGGAUCAAGCCUGGGAUCAUAUUAAAGCUUAAUCAGUCGUUAUUUGGAUUCCAAAUAAACAAUUAAAAGUUCGAAAAAGUUGUGUCGCUGUCAAGAGUUUUUUUCGUUUUCUGACUAAUUAUGAUAAAAUUUUCAAUUUUUUGUUCAGUGUGGUCGGCACAUUCUGUGCUAAUUUCACAGCAUCCGGCUCUCCUUGUUAAAAAGUAUUGGAUGUUUUUCCUGUUUUGGGUCGUGUAGUUUGUAUGAUACUAGUCUUGUGCUCAUUCCGUAAAUAUGUGCAGUAUUUAGCUGUUUCUUCGAAUAGUUUGGAAGAGCGUCUUAUGUUAAAGAAAUAUAAUGUAAAUCUUUGCGCGUUGUUCAAAAAUGUGAAUUCUUGCGAUCCAAUUUAUAAAUUUGCGCAAUAUGUUAUGGCUCAGUAGCGGAUAUAGGCAUUGUGUAAAGGCUAUUUAAAAAAAAGUAAUAAAAAAUUGUAACCAACGUGUCAUUUUUGCCUUAAUCCGCCUCUGUUACCAAUUAAUUAUUCUCUGAAUUAUGCAAUGCAUUCUAGUUCUAAUGUAUAUUUUGAAAGUCUUUCUUAAACUACAUAAUUUAUCAAAUUGUUACAACUGCAGAUUUUGUUGGAACGCAAUUCAGAAAAACCUAGCUCUGAUGCCCAAAUUCUGCCUCAAAAAUUCGUUGUAAUAGAAAAAAUGUACCUUUUCAAUAAAAGUUAAGAACAGAAA
This is a messenger RNA of Symsagittifera roscoffensis, 5188 nucleotides long. Its product is annotated as AP-3 complex subunit delta-1-like. Gene Ontology annotation, cellular component: presynaptic endosome; membrane coat; terminal bouton. NCBI's taxonomy places the organism in Eukaryota, Metazoa, Xenacoelomorpha, Acoela, Convolutidae. The record is from RefSeq and is a predicted model, not a curated record. Gene Ontology annotation, biological process: protein targeting to vacuole; synaptic vesicle membrane organization; Golgi to vacuole transport. The transcript has 33 exons. The coding region runs from base 19 to 4101 and encodes 1360 amino acids.